AUGGAGAGACGUGUAGGCUGUUCACAUGUAAGUGAUGAACAUGAGAAACUUCUCAAUGGUUUUACUGUAGUGAUAAAUUUCUUAUCAUCUCAUGUCCGCUACAUCACGAUGAGUUUAACAAAUUCCAAGAACUUUAUCAGUCCAUCGACAGAAAUAGAAGAAAAAAAGCAGAGCAAACACGCAAUCUAA
Clunio marinus is the source of this 189-nucleotide messenger RNA. The record is from the annotation of a GenBank genome assembly. Lineage: Eukaryota; Metazoa; Arthropoda; Insecta; Diptera; Chironomidae.